Molecule: messenger RNA, 3273 nt
Organism: Cucumis melo (muskmelon)
Lineage: Eukaryota; Viridiplantae; Streptophyta; Magnoliopsida; Cucurbitales; Cucurbitaceae
Exons: 16
Coding region: 510-2936 (808 amino acids)
Biological process (GO): ribosomal large subunit export from nucleus; ribosomal large subunit biogenesis
Cellular component (GO): nucleolus
Source: RefSeq, a predicted model, not a curated record
GUUAAAUUAUUAUUUUUAUUUUAAAUUCUUUCUCGUUUCGUGCGAUCGUUCUCUCUCUCACUAUCUUCUUCUCCUUCCCAAUACCCCAGCCUUGCCGCCGUUCACUUUCCACCAACCUCCGCCGCAAAGCCCCGUCGGAAGCCUUCGUUUUCGUCAAGCGUCCGGUUCUCUGUCGUCGUUUUCCGUCACGCCUUAACGAGUUGACCCGAGCCGAAACUUCUGAGCUUCUUCUAUUUCGUGCCGGCGUCGUCCUCUUCGCGGCAAGCUUCUCGUCGGUCAUCCGAAGCCUAGCCUAAGCUCCGUCCGUCGCACCCAAUCUGAGCCGCUGCCUCUGCCUUGCCGUGAAAUUUUGGGUUUUGUGGUAAUUUGCAACUCCAAAUAGUGACCAUUCGGUAGACCUUCUGCUUCUGCCGUCGCCUGCUGCGCACAGAUUUCCCACUCCUCAAAUUUGAAAAUCCACUCUUUGAUUGGUUCUAAAUUAGUACUGUAAUCGAACCGAAUCAGAAGCAAUGAAUUCAGCUCCUGAGAAGCUAACUUUGCCCUUGCUGCAGUCGAAGAUGAAGUGUGACCCUGAAGGGUACGAGUGUGAGUUGGUUCUCCUCUACAACCAAUUCAAAUCAUCCAUGGAGCUCUUCAAACAGCAAGCCUCUCUUCACUUCACCUCUGUUGGUGGCAUUGGCAGCGACCCUUCCGUGGCAAAGGAUCUUAGUGACAGGGCAAUGUUUUUGGCUCAUGUUACUCAUCUUUACCCGAAACAUCUUAUUGAAUUUCCCAAACAGUUGGCGGAUUUGCUUAACUCAUCUUCAAAGUCGCUCCCUUCGGGUUUACGUUGCCACAUAGCACAGGCGCUUAUACUUCUUAUUAAUCGAAAGAUGGUUGAUAUUCAGGAAAAUCUUGCGUUGUUUGUGGAGUUACAGACCUUAGGUGACCGGACACUAAGAAAAUUGACAUUUUCUCAUGUAAUUCACAGCAUUAAAAGAAUGAAUCAAAAGCAUAAAAAUGAAGCAAAGAAUCGAGCUCUCCAGAAAAUUUUGUUCGUAUUACUGCAGCAAGAGGAUGAAGCGAAAGCAAAGAGAUCGCUGAUAACUCUGUGUGAACUUCAUCGAAGAAAGGUGUGGUUUGAUGAAAGAACAGCAAAUGCUAUCUGUACUGCUUGCUUUCAUUCAUCACCAAGGAUUAUGAUUGCCGCCCUAUCCUUUCUUCUUGAUUAUGAGAAGAUUGAAGAUGGUGAGGAUGAUAGUGAUGAGGAAAGUGGUGAAGAUGAUGUGGCUUCUCAAACUUCUCAAGUCAUUCUCAGUAAGGAAUUGGUUUAUAAGGCACACAAUAAAGGUACAUCAGCUAGCAAGAAGAAAAAAAAGGCAAAACUGGAACGAGUCAGGCGUAGUAUUAAGAGGCAGCAACGCAUGUCAUCAGAGAGAAGCAAUUCAAGUUAUUCUCCACUUAACCAUUUGAUAGAUGCACAGGGGUUUGCAGAAAAGUUGUUCUCUCGACUUCGUGCUUGCAAUGAGCGAUUUGAGGUUAAGAUGAUGAUGCUGAAAGUUAUUGCUAGAGCAGUUGGGCUUCACCGCCUGAUUGUGUUAAACUUCUACCCUUUCCUUCAGAAGUAUGUCCAGCCCCAUCAACGUGAUAUCACAGAUUUGCUUGCAGCGGCAGUUCAGGCUUGUCAUGAUAUGGUUCCUCCUGAUGCAGUUGAACCUUUGUUCAAGCAGAUUGUAAAUCAAUUUGUACAUGAUCGUUCACGAACAGAGGCUAUUGCUGUUGGACUCAAUGUAGUAAGGGAGAUAUGUAUGCGAAUGCCUUUGUUAAUGACCGAAGAUUUGUUACAAGAUCUUGCAUUGUACAAGAAAUCUCAUGAGAAGGCAAUUUCAAUAGCUGCACGAUCACUUAUUGGAUUAUUUAGAGAGUAUUGUCCAUCUUUGCUGGCUAAGAAGGAUCGUGGGCGCCCUACUGAUCUAAAGGCAAGACCUAAAGCGUAUGGGGAGGUAGCUGUAGCAUCCAAUAUUCCUGGUAUUGAGUUAUUACGCGAAGCUGAUGGUGACAAUAGUGAUGACAACGACGGUGAUGAAGACAGUGAGGCUAUAGCAAGUGGAUCUGAUGAUGACCUCGAUCAAGUGGUUGAUUCCAGUUAUGCUGAUGAUAAUCAAAUGUCCAGCGACGAGGAGGAAUUGACAGAUGCGGAUUCAGCACCUGAAGUUGAUUCUGAUGAAGGUACAGAUGAUGAAGAUGUCGAUGAUUCUAGUGAGAUGGAAUGGGGGGAAGAUGAGGAGCUUGAGGAUAGUAGUGAGGAACAAGACACAAAGUAUAAAAGUGAGGCUAUGUCAGAUGAGAUUGUUGAGACUGGUUCCCUGGAGGCCACAACUAGUUCUCAAGAUUCUAAGCCGAAGAAAAGAAAACAUUCUGAUUUUGACCAACAACUUGUUUCUGCCGAUUCAAGCCUUCGAGCAUUGAAGAGACUAGCAAGCACAGCUGUGGAAAAAUCAUCAGAACCAACUGAUGGCAUUCUUUCCAAUGAAGAUUUUCAAAGGAUCAAGGAUUUAAAGGCAAAGAAAGAUGCGAAAAGUGCUUUGACUCAACAUGGUUUGUUGAGAAAUGCGUCAGAUGCCAAGCGGACAGCUCCUAAGGUUCCAAAUACCGAUGAAUUGAGUAAAAAGCGAGUGGAUCCUGCCAAACUCGAGGUUCAUAUCCGGAGAAGGGUAACCAAGGAAGAAAAAUUAGCAUUAGUUAAGGCUGGGAGAGAGGAUAGAGGAAAGUACCAAGCACGUGCAGCCGUCAAACAAAAGAAGACUGGAGGCUUAAGCAAUCGGCAGAAAGAACACAAGAAGGCGAUGCCAUUAGCUGCAAAACGAUCUAAAGUUGCAAAAUCUCGACUUGACAAGAAGAAGAAGAAUCAACGUUCAGGCAAACAGUUUAGAGGGAAGAAAGCCUGGAAGCAGUGAAGACUGAAGAGAAGCAAUUUUGAUUAAACUUUUUGCUUUUGUUUUAUUUUAUUUUUGGAGAAUGGAAUGGCAAAUUUUGUUCAAUUGUAUUGCCCUCAUCCAACUGCUCUUAUUAUUAUUAUUAUCCAUUCAUUUGCUGCCCGCUCCAUCCCGAUAAUAAUUCAUCUAUGCAUACAUUCUGUGAUUGUGAAAAUUAUACACAUUUCUUUCUUUGUUUUGUGAAGAAAAGAUGUCUUUCUUUGAUUGUAGUCUCCCUCUUCUCAUUGUGGAGGAGACGGGAGUUGUCAGUUGUGGUUUUUCUGAUAAGCUUAAGAUUCUUUUGAAUUCAUUUUGAUAA